Cladophialophora carrionii CBS 160.54 is the source of this 1155-nucleotide messenger RNA. RefSeq lists its product as uncharacterized. NCBI's taxonomy places the organism in Eukaryota, Fungi, Ascomycota, Eurotiomycetes, Chaetothyriales, Herpotrichiellaceae. The record is from RefSeq and is a predicted model, not a curated record. The transcript is spliced from 3 exons. Gene Ontology annotation, molecular function: oxidoreductase activity. The coding region runs from base 1 to 1155 and encodes 384 amino acids.
AUGGCUGGGAUGCCAGGCGUUACGCCCUACAGCUCCGGUGUAGUCCACUCUGGACCCGUGGACGUGGGACAGGCCAUCAACCUCGACAACAUUCGAGGCAAGACAAUUGUCAUUACCGGCGGCGCGUCCGGGUUCGGCGCAGCAUGUUCGCGGCACUGGGCCUCGCACGGCGCCAACAUCAUCCUCGGGGACGUCAACCACCAGCAAGGCACGGAACUGGUCUCCCAGCUGAGACAGACGACCGAGAACCCACACCACCACUUCAUCCCUCUCGACGUGACGUCGUGGUCCUCGCAGGUGCGUUUCUUCCGCGAAGCCACGCGCCUCUCCCCCCACGGCGGCAUCGACACCGUCAUGGCCAACGCGGGCAUCGCCGACGCCGAGGAACAGAGACUCUUCGAGCAACAAGUACCGGACUAUUCGCGGCUUGACGGGCCCGCGCCGCCGCCGAGACUGCGCACGUACGAGACGAAUCUCACGGGCGUGCUGUACACCGCGCACCUGGCUCUGUCGUACCUGUCGCGCAAUCCGGGCAGUCAGAAGUGCAAGUGCAGCAGCAGCAGCAGCACCACCACCACCACCACCACCAUGACGGGCCAGCAAGGCGCCGCCGCACCGAGAGACCGGCAUUUACUGCUCGUGGCCAGCGUCGCGGGUCUGGCAGGCCUGCCGGGCCAGCCGCUGUACACAGCCGCCAAGCACGGGGUUGUAGGCCUGUUCCGGAGCCUGAGGAUCACGAGCCCCAUCACGUUGGGAGUCCGCGUGAACAUGAUCAAUCCAUACUUCGUCGACACGCCCAUCCUCGGCCCGCUGGGCGCGUUCGUCCUCGCCGGUGGCGCGAUGGCGCGUCUCGAGGCCGUCGUGGAGGCGAGCACGCGCCUCGUCGCGGACCACGGCAUCAUCGGCCGGGGCCUGAUCAUCGCGAGCAAGACAUCCAAGGAACAUGCCAAGGCCGUCGGGCUGGAACCGCAGACCGAGGAUUACGACCAGGAGAUCUGGGACUGCUAUGCCGACGACUUCGAGCAGAGCGAUCUGUUCACCCGGCGCAUCGUCGCCGUCACGAACCUGGUCACGAGCGCGAGGGGCUCGAUUGGCAUCUGGGUCGACAUUGGGUCGAAUUUGUCGAGGAGGUUCUGGAGGGCGUUAGGGUAUUAG